Messenger RNA from Castor canadensis (American beaver), 1442 nucleotides. It is a transcript of the gene Clybl, whose product is annotated as citramalyl-CoA lyase. Gene Ontology annotation, biological process: regulation of cobalamin catabolic process. The record is from RefSeq and is a predicted model, not a curated record. Gene Ontology annotation, molecular function: (S)-citramalyl-CoA lyase activity. Lineage: Eukaryota; Metazoa; Chordata; Mammalia; Rodentia; Castoridae.
UGAAAGAAGGUGACCAGUCUGUGUCCUCCCUGCCUCAUAUGCACAAACUGGCUGCUGUAAAAACCUGGGAAAUCUGAGGAAGACUUGCAGGAGAGCAUCAGGCAUCUGAAGAUGGAGCCUAAAAGCCUGCCAGAGCCAAGAGCACAUGUUAGCUGUGAGCAUGCAUGUGCCACAGCUGCAACUGAAGCAUGCGUUUUCCUUCCACAGGCCUGCACUGGGGACUGCCACAGACACAGCAGAUGGCUGCAGUGUUUCUGUGUUUCAACCGCAGAGUGAGAGGGCAGUGUGUCAUUCGCUGGUCAGACACCUCCCCCUCCACCAGGGCCAUGCUGAAGACGUCCCUAGCAGCUGAUGUCUCCAGGCGUGGAUACAGUCAUGUGCCCAGUCACAAGUACAUCCCUCGGAGGGCAGUGCUCUAUGUACCUGGAGAUGACGAAAAGAAAAUAAAGAAGAUCCCAUCCCUGAAAGUAGAUUGUGCAGUGCUCGACUGUGAGGAUGGUGUGGCUGCAAACAAAAAGAAUGAAGCUCGAUUGAGAAUAGUAAAAACACUUGAAGACUUUGAUCUGGGACCAACUGAAAAGUGUGUGCGAGUCAACUCAGUGUCCAGUGGUCUGGCCGAGGCAGACCUGGAGACUGUCCUGCAAUCCCGGGUCCUGCCUUCCAGCCUAAUGCUACCGAAGGUGGAAAGUCCUGAAGAAAUCCAAUGGUUUUCAGACAAAUUUUCAUUCCACUUAAAAGGCCGAAAACUUGAACAACCAAUGAAUUUAAUCCCCUUUGUGGAAACUGCAAUGGGUUUGCUCAAUUUUAAGGCAGUAUGUGAAGAAACACUAAAGAUCGGGAUGCAAGUGGGUCUUUUUCUAGACGCAGUUGUUUUUGGAGGAGAAGAUUUUCGAGCCAGCAUAGGUGCAACAAGUAGUAAAGACGCCCAGGACAUUCUCUACGCCCGACAAAAGAUUGUGGUCGUAGCAAAGGCCUUUGGCUUACAAGCCAUAGAUCUGGUGUACAUUGACUUCCGGGAUGGAGACGGGCUUCUCAGACAGUCCAGAGAGGGAGCCGCCAUGGGGUUCACUGGUAAGCAGGUGAUUCACCCUAACCAAAUCCCUGUGGUGCAGGAGCAGUUCACCCCCUCCCCAGAAAAAAUCCAGUGGGCUGAAGAACUGAUCGCUGCCUUUAAAGCGCACCAGCGAUUAGGAAAGGGAGCUUUUACUUUCCAAGGGAGUAUGAUCGACAUGCCAUUACUGAAGCAGGCUCAGAACAUUGUUACGCUUGCCACAUCCAUCAGGGAAAAAUGAUCUGUGAAAUGAAGCUCUCAUCAGGCUAAAGGGUAUUGAAGCUGCGAGGAUCAACUUGUCCGUGCCAGAGGACGCCAAUGAAGUUUGAAACACCAACAAUCAGAGAUUUUGUUUCUGUUCCUCAUUAAAUCAUGAGCUUUUGUGUGGAGA